Messenger RNA from Papilio machaon (common yellow swallowtail), 1998 nucleotides. It is a transcript of the gene mrj, whose product is annotated as dnaJ homolog subfamily B member 6. Gene Ontology annotation, molecular function: Hsp70 protein binding. The coding region runs from base 484 to 1338 and encodes 284 amino acids. Lineage: Eukaryota; Metazoa; Arthropoda; Insecta; Lepidoptera; Papilionidae. The transcript is spliced from 7 exons. The record is from RefSeq and is a predicted model, not a curated record.
AAGUUGGUAGUGCUAGUAUCUACAACUGUACAACAGUAUGUCAGUCUGAUAUUUAUUAGAAAUAGGUGCGGUUACAAAACACCCAAGUUUAUCAUCUUUUGUUUUAUUCAGCAAAUUUUUACUACCAAAAUUUACUGCUUUUCAAGACAACGCUAUAUGACAAAUUGCUUAACAAAGGCCUGAUUGUGAUAGAUUCAGUGUUAUUAUUUUCUCCAGCAGAUCGAACAACAGUGUCAUUGGACAAGACCAAUCAUCCGUUUCGUACAUGUGUAUUCUACAUAAUAGAAGUUUCUAUCAAAUUGUGAUCGGAUGUCAAUGCUGGGUUUGAUUUAAAAUACAAAGGUGAUAAAAGUGUAGUGAAUUGUGUAAUUUCGACAUUCGACAAAAACAUCGAUUUGGUCACUGCCGUUGCACCUGUCUCUAUACACCGGAAGAACAAAUGUUAUUUUAAGAUAAUUCUAUUCCCCUUGCGGGUAAUUAAAUAUGGUGGACUACUACAGAACAUUGGGUGUUUCAAAGACUGCUUCUGAAGCGGAGAUCAAAAAGGCUUAUAGAAAAUUAGCUCUUAAAUGGCACCCGGAUAAGAAUCCAGACAAUGCUGAUGAGGCUAACAGAAGAUUUAAGGAAAUAUCUGAAGCAUAUGAAGUUUUGUCUGAUGAAAACAAGAGGAAAGUAUAUGAUGCACGGGCUUCCAGUCACCACAGUCACAGAUAUCAAAGCAAGAAUGGAGUUAAUGGCCACCGACACUUUAGCUUCAAGGGGUUUUUCGGAGAGACACCUUUUCACCGAUUUUUUGAAAGAAAACGGCGUGUGUAUGAUCAGUAUGGCAAGGAGGGGCUGAACAACGGGCGCGGCCGGCGCUCCGCCCCCGACGAGGACUACGAGUUCGGAUACCACAGCUUCCCCUUCACAUUCCGAGACCCCGAGGAAGUAUUCCGAGAAUUUUUCGGUGGUUCUCCGUUUGGUGAUUUGUUUGCCGAUCUGAACGGGCACGGCUACCAUCACCGGCAUGGGAGGCGGAGUCAUCCGAGCACGUCGCUUACGUCUUCGCUGUUCAGCCCAUUUGGCCUGGGGCUGCAAGGGCUGGACGAUGCGUUCGCACACGCCGCCUUCAACGGCAACGCGUUCACCUCCUUUUCCACUUUCAACAGCUCGCUGGCCGGCCCCGGCAGCGCCAACAUGAAGAGCACCACAACCACCACACGCAUCGUCAACGGAAAGAAAAUCACCACUAAGAAGAUAACUGAGAAUGGAAGGGAGACUGUGAUGUCUUACGAGAAUGGGGUCCUGAAAUCAAAGACUGUAAAUGGUGUACCUCAAUCUCUCACAUACAGUUAGACUGUCUGCGAUGAUGACAACCAAACUCGAUCCAAAUGACAACCUGUACUCAUAUCUACUGCGCGAGUUACAUGUUCCAUUUAUCAUUUAGUUUUGCUUUAUUUAAUGUUAUAGGUUCUCUGACAUUGUAAAUUAAUUGCUGUAAUGUUAGAAAAUAUUGAGACGGUCAAAAUAUUAAUUCUAGUUCUACCUAGGCUAAUGUCGCUUGUUACUUUAAUUUGACAUAAAUUUAUUACUGCAGAAAAAAAUAAUACUGAAUAAAAUUUUAAGUAAUUUUAUUUGAAUAUUUUAAAAUAUAUGUGUUACGUUGUAUGGCACACCGAUUUUGAUCUCAGUCUCACGAAAAGAUCCUUGCUUCUUAUCUUAUCUUGCGAUAACUUUAGUGUUAGCGAUUGUUCGCAACGUUUUGUGCUAGUCGCAGGCGCAGUGGCAAUGGCGGGCGCGAGUGGGACUCUGAUUGUGUGGCAUCGUGUGGCAUCGUGCGCCUCGUGCGAUAACUUGUACACAUAUUGGGAGCUCACGUAAUUUGAUAAGUACCUAAUGUGUGACGUUGUCAGUAGAUUAAAUAGUUUUUAUUCAAUUUUAGUUCAGCUUUUUGAUUAUUUUAUCGUCGUAAUGAAAUUGCGUUCCUUUUGAUGUCCUAAUCAUUCUACUUGCAGU